AUGUUCACCGAAGUCUUCGCGGUGGGCUGCAUCGCGUGGUUCGUCUUCAUAGCCUGCGUUUGUGCAAUUGGAGACCUCUUUCUCUUUCGUUACUACCGGCAGAACCCUCCACGUGCCGCCAUUCUCUCCAAACCCAAGGCAGCAAUUCCUCAUGUCACGGUGAUACGUCCUUGCAAGGGUCGAGAACCCUAUCUCUACGAAUGUCUCGCUUCCACCUUCUACCAAGACUACCCUAGAGACAAGAUCACUGUUCAUUUUUGUAUAUCUUCUCGCUCUGAUGCGGCAUAUCCUGUCUUACAGAAGAUUGCUCGAGACUACGGCGAUCAUCAUGACUGCCAGGUUUUCAUUGAAGAGGACGAUGACCUGGAACCAGCGCAGAGCGAUUCACGGGCGCAAUUGGGGCCCAAUCCUAAGAUCAGGAAUAUGAGUAGAGCCUAUCGCGAGGCAAAAGGCGAUCUGAUCUGGAUCAUCGAUUGUAAUAUCUGGGUGGGAGAAGGCGUGGGUGGACGGAUGGUUGACAAACUCUGUGGAAUUUCUUCCCAAGGACGCACCGCCACGCCUUACAAGCUCGUCCACAACCUCCCCAUUUCCGUUGACGUCGACGCAUAUUCGAGUGUCGAACCAACAGCUUCAACUACGGCCUCCUACGAUGACACUUCCACCACUCCGCUUCUCAAGCCGAGGCCCUCCAGUCGACUCAGCAACAUCACCCAAUACGGAGGCCGAUUGGAAGAACUGUUUCUUUCGUCCUCACACGCCAAGAUGUACGUCGCUAUCAACACAGUAGCUGUGGCCCCGUGCAUUGUAGGGAAGUGCAACAUGUUCCGAAAGUCCCAUCUGGAUUACCUUACAUCACGAUUGGCGGCCGCCGAAGCCAGAGCCCAGGACCUUGCAAGCAACCUAGAUUCUACGAAUGUUCAGGCGAGAACUGGGAUUGACUACUUCUCCCAGAAUAUCUGCGAAGAUCACCUCAUCGGCGACUUGUUGUGGAAGUCACCGCUUCCACCGAUAUUCUCCUCGAAAAUGCGCAACCAUGGCCUCGUAUAUGGCGACCUUGCUAUUCAGCCUGUGGCUGGCAUGACGGUGGAUAGCUACAUCGCGCGGCGAGUGCGAUGGCUCCGCGUGCGCAAGUUCACUGUACCUGUUGCGACACUUGUGGAACCAGGCACCGAGAGUUUUCUCUGCAGCCUCUUCGGUGCAUGGGGUGCUACGACCAGCAAUUACACGCGCGAUACGUUUGGAAACAGCUGGGGCUGGUUGGCCUUUUGGUGGGUCGUGGCCGUUACCGUCUGGGCAAGCGUUGACUGGACUGUGUAUUUACUGCUUCAUUCCGGCAAGACGGUGGAAGUGGGUUCUUCCGAUAACCGUAACAACGGCGUAAACAUCAGAGUUCCUGAAUUCGCGAAACCUCUCGAUCCCAACAGGUUCUCCCGCCGGCCAUUCACAACGUGGUUGGUGUCCUGGCUGGGUCGCGAAGCACUGGCCUUUCCCGUAUGGACGUGGGCCAUCUGGGGCGGCGUGACAGUCACGUGGCGCGACAGGCGCUUUUGGGUUGGUAUGGACAUGAAAGUGCACGAGAUACGCGACACGGAAGGAACGACGCCACAACAGAUGAACGGCCACGUCCCACCACGUCGCGACACAGGAAGGGAAAGUGAUGUAUUCACGACAUCAGGAGACUCGACGGCAAAUGGGGCCGCCACCAUGAACGGCCAGAAAAAGAAAAGAAGGACACAUUAG
Molecule: messenger RNA, 1740 nt
Organism: Exophiala aquamarina CBS 119918
Lineage: Eukaryota; Fungi; Ascomycota; Eurotiomycetes; Chaetothyriales; Herpotrichiellaceae
Exons: 2
Coding region: 1-1740 (579 amino acids)
Biological process (GO): glucosylceramide biosynthetic process
Cellular component (GO): membrane
Molecular function (GO): ceramide glucosyltransferase activity
Source: RefSeq, a predicted model, not a curated record